AUGGAGCUCCCAGCUGAAUCAGAACUCCAGUAUGCCGGAGAGUGUCUUUCCUUACCGGGUACGUUCCUGGAACCGCCAAUCGAGGACCCUCCUUCAUCAGUCCUCAACCUCCUCAACCUAUCACAGGUCGAUUUCAAUUCGUAUGACUUUUCCAGUCUGGGGAGCAGAGAAUUCUCGUCUAAAUGGCAAACAAAUACGCCCUUAUGCACAGACAGUCUGUCUGACGAGUCCGCCCCGGGCCUGCUCACCGAGGAUAUGGGUAUCUCACCGAUCCCUAUGCCUGCUGCCGAAGCGACUUGUCCCCAAGAGAGCGAGGAUCGCCUAUGCCGAAACCCGCAAGGGCGCUGCAUCAGUCUCGCCACAGGGAUUCUCGGCUCUAUGCAUGCCGGCUCAAAUUCCUGCAUCCUACAGGUAGCCACAAGCGACCAGGGUGGUGCAAGUGAUCGUCAGCCUCAGCAAUCGCGUGCGGCGGACGCCAUCCUGUCCAUGAACCAGUCCGCCUUGCGGACGGUCCGGUCCAUACUGAACUGUUCGUGCUACGAAAGCCCGCAGGUGCUUCUCCUCGUUACCGUCAUGUGCUCCAGGAUUACUGCUUGGUACUGGCGUAUCGCCGAUAUAUACAGCUACAGUCACGGCAACCCAACCGCGGGCAGCCCAAGAGCUGCCCUACCGACUAGUGUGGGCAGUAGAGCCGAGACGCGAAGACGGGAUUUCUUCAUCGGCAAUCACCGCUUGGACAGGGAAGUAGAGACGGUCGUCAUUCGUCACGUUCUUUUGGGGAUGCUUCAAGAACUACAGCUCGUCAUCAGAGACUUCGCUGGUCAGGCAGGACAAUCGCCGGCCGGCACAGUCGACACUGAUGACCCGACCUCGACGAGCGACCUGAUGCUGAGCGGUAUGCGAGCCCGGGUGGUUGCUUUUCUUCGUAAGCAGCUACACUCCCUCACUUCCGCGCUUGAUCACACAGACAGUGGGUUCGGGACGAUGGGGCCACAUGUGUCGCACUAUUGA
Messenger RNA from Aspergillus nidulans FGSC A4, 1011 nucleotides. RefSeq lists its product as uncharacterized. The record is from RefSeq and is a predicted model, not a curated record. Lineage: Eukaryota; Fungi; Ascomycota; Eurotiomycetes; Eurotiales; Aspergillaceae. Gene Ontology annotation, biological process: aflatoxin biosynthetic process; regulation of DNA-templated transcription. Gene Ontology annotation, cellular component: nucleus. The coding region runs from base 1 to 1011 and encodes 336 amino acids. The transcript has a single exon. Gene Ontology annotation, molecular function: DNA binding.